UUGAAUCCUUCCUCUCCUUUCUCUCUCUCUAGUGCAGUAGCACUUCUCUCUAAUGCAAUCGCUUUAGGGAAUCUCUCUUUUUUUUUGCAGUUGCUUUCUCUCUCUAGGGAUCCUCUCUUUUGCAGUUGCUUUCUCUCUCUAGGAUUGCCAUGACGCAGCAGUUCCUGUCAAGAAAAGCCUCGUGCAACUCACAUGGCCAAGACUCAUCUUACUUCUUGGGGUGGCAGGAGUACGAGAAGAACGCCUACGAUGAGAUCAAGAACCCUAGUGGAAUUAUACAAAUGGGCCUUGCAGAGAACCAGUUAUCAUUCGAUCUCCUGGAGUCAUGGCUGGCUGAAAACCCUGAAGCUGCAGGUUUCAAGCAUAAUGGUGCAUCCGUGUUUAGAGAGCUAGCUCUUUUCCAAGACUACCAUGGGAUGCCAUCUUUCAAGAGUGCAUUAGCAUCAUUCAUGGGAGAAAUCAGAGGAAACAAAGCCAGUUUCGAUCCUGCAAGACUGGUUCUCACUGCUGGUGCAACUUCGGCGAAUGAAAUCCUAAUGUUCUGCGUGGCUAACCGAGGAGAAGCCUUUCUAAUUCCUACUCCCUACUAUCCAGGAUUUGAUCGUGACCUGAAGUGGCGAACUGAAGUCGAGAUAGUACCGAUACACUGCGAUAGCUCGAACGACUUCCAGAUACGGGAAUCUGCGCUGGAAGCCGCCUACAAGAGUGCCAUGAGCCAGAAGCUCAAGGUUAAAGGAAUUUUGAUAACAAACCCGUCGAACCCUCUCGGAACGACCAUGACUCGCGCCACCCUGAAGAUGCUCUUGAGUUUCAUAGCAGACAAGGGCAUCCAUUUAGUCUGCGAUGAAAUUUAUUCUGGAACGGUCUUUGGAUCCCAAAACUUUGUCAGCAUUGCAGAGGUCCUUCCACUGAACCACCCGGCACGCCAGAGGGUGCACCUGGUGUACAGUCUGUCGAAAGAUCUCGGCUUGCCAGGCUUUAGGGUGGGUGCCAUCUACUCUUACGGCGAUACAGUGGUGGCGGAAGCGACAAAAAUGUCAAGCUUCGGACUUGUGUCCUCGCAGACUCAGCACCUGCUCGCUCCACUCCUGUCCGACAACAAGUUCACGUCUUCCUACUUAGUUGAGAACCGCAGGCGGCUCAAGCAACGGCAACAGGCGCUCGUUAGGGGCCUUCAGAAUUCUGGAAUCAGUUGCCUGCAGGGAAAUUCAGGGUUGUUCUGUUGGGUGAACAUGAGUCACUUGUUGCAGUCACCGACAUUUGCAGGUGAGAUCGAGCUGUGGAAGUCGAUACUCUAUGAGGUGGGCCUCAACAUAUCCCCGGGCUCCUCGUGCCAUUGCACCGAGCCGGGAUGGUUCAGGCUGUGUUUCGCAAAUAUGUCACAAAAUACUUUGGAUGUUGCAUUACAGAGGAUACAGCGCUUUGUCUCUGCCAGGAGUAGCAGGAAUAAAACUGGCAGUUGUGCAACCAGACAUGGUUUUUCCGGCAAGUUGUCCUUCAGAAAGUGGGUUUUGCGAUCGUCAACUGCGGCGUACUCGUCGGAACGUUAGGAAUUCCAGCGACCCAACCAAUGCUUGUGUUUUUGCUUGAUCCUCUACAGAAGCUACCAUUCUUUGUAUGUGUAUUUUGCUACUGUUUUUUUUUUAGAUUUUUUGGUGUCUUGUUUUGUAAAAAGAGAGCAGUCGGUCCAUGUGGACUCUGAAGUGUGGCCCGUUCAUAAAAUGUGUAAAAGCGAGGGGA
Molecule: messenger RNA, 1740 nt
Organism: Amborella trichopoda
Lineage: Eukaryota; Viridiplantae; Streptophyta; Magnoliopsida; Amborellales; Amborellaceae
Product: 1-aminocyclopropane-1-carboxylate synthase 3
Biological process (GO): amino acid metabolic process; biosynthetic process
Molecular function (GO): transaminase activity; pyridoxal phosphate binding
Source: RefSeq, a predicted model, not a curated record